Messenger RNA from Neodiprion fabricii, 1559 nucleotides. RefSeq names its product putative hydroxypyruvate isomerase (gene Gip). The coding region runs from base 83 to 1162 and encodes 359 amino acids. The record is from RefSeq and is a predicted model, not a curated record. Gene Ontology annotation, molecular function: hydroxypyruvate isomerase activity. The transcript has 6 exons. Lineage: Eukaryota; Metazoa; Arthropoda; Insecta; Hymenoptera; Diprionidae. Gene Ontology annotation, biological process: glyoxylate metabolic process.
UCUUUCCCUUAAUGACAGCUGGAAAUCAGCUGUUGCCAAACAGUGUAACCCAACCUAACCUAACCUAAAAUCAAAUACAAAUAUGAGCUUAGGAGAAUUUAGUAAGAAAGUAGUGAAAAAAAAUUGUAGAAGAAAAGGUACGAUAAUACGGAGUAAGGAACGUGAAGUAAUUAAAUCCAUAAUAGAAUUUUGUGAUCAAGAAGCUAGACAAAAAUCUCUACUAUUUCCAUUGCGUCAAGCCACUAAAAGGGCUGCUAAUUAUACCAAGAUAUCCGAAAGAACGGUCAAACGCAUAAGGGAGGAAAAUAAGUUAGGGCUAGAGUUUGCCGAUGACGAUGAUUAUUCAACUAGAAAAUGGAGUAGAGGACCAACAGUAACAAUGAAGUUUGCCAGCAACCUAUCCUUCAUGUUUGGGGAAAGCCCGAAGAUCACAGAAAGAUACCAGCUGGCUAAGCAGGCAGGAUUUAAGGCUGUGGAAACUGGAUUUCCACUUGGAUUUACUGCCCAGGAAGUCGCAGAUGCUCGAAGUAAAGCAGAUGUCAAGCAGGUUCUAAUCAACAUAUUUACUGGUGAUGUAUCAAAAGGAGAAAUGGGCUUUGCUGCUAUACCGGGGAAAGAAGAUGAGUUUAAAAAAAGUGUUGCUCUUACUAUCGAGUAUGCUAAGGCUCUAGACUGUAAAAAGAUCCAUGUAAUGUCUGGUAAAGUGGAAUCGCCUAAUGAAAUCAACGAUUCAACUUAUGAGAGUAACAUGAGAUUUGCCAUCGAGAAGUUUCAGGCAGAGGAUAUUGUUGCUCUUAUUGAACCAAUAAACAGUAUAACAAUGCCCAACUACUACAUGAAUAGUUUUGAAAAAGGUCUGGAAAUAGUAAAGAAAAUAAACAGUCCACAUUUAAGAUUGAUGUUGGAUUUGUUCCAUCUGCAACAUGCACGUGGAAACAUAACUCGUACUAUCAAGGAAUAUCUUCCAUACCUUGGUCAUGUGCAAGUAGCACAAGUGCCAGACAGACACGAGCCGGAUACGGCUGGUGAAUUAAAUUACAGAUAUGUAUUUUCUCUCUUGGAAAAAGAAGGAUACAAAGACUAUAUCGGUUUGGAAUACAGACCAAAAGCUGGAUCUGCGGAAGGAUUGAAAUGGAUUAAAAAUUUCGGUUAUACUUUAUAAAUUACACAACCAAUAUCUGAAUAUUCAUAAUAUAUUACUGAAUUAUUUGAAAAUUUUAUCUCUGAAUGCACAAGAAAGUUAUUUUACGUAUUGUUUAUAAUACUAAUAAUUUUACAUAUAUCUGAGGGUAAUGGUAGCCGAUUAAGGACUUUUUUUUCAUACAAAACAAUAAAACUAGCUCGAAAUAUACGAGUAGAGUACGUCAUUAACGAGCUUUUGCAGAAACCUUCAGGUAUACUUGUUAAGGUGGCCAUCCAAAAUGCAAUGACUAGAUUCUAUAUUUAUACACAUGGAUACAUGGAUAUUAUACCGGUAAUGGUCUGUAAUACUAAAAAUAAAACUGUAAUGUAAAAAUGAAACAAUCAAGUACAGAGAAAAUUAAAGACAAUUAAUACAA